AUGCCCGACGCCAUCAACCUUCUCCGUCUGCUUAGGAAAAUGCACCACCUCCAACACAUCCCGCACGAGGCCGGCGUGCGUGAGCUGGCCUUUCGCAUUGGAAAGAAGAUUGCCGACACGUACUUGGGGAAGAAGGAGAACGGUGGGAAACGUGCGGCUACUACUCAAGACUUGGAGGGUUUGGCGCAGAAGGUAGCUGAGCUGUGGAAGAUGGAGAUUCCUCGCGUGGUUAACGAGCAAGCCGGGUGCGGCCCUGCGGGAGAGGAGGAUGGUGGAGAGGUGGAUGGUGGAGAUGAGGAUGGUGGAGAUGAGGAUGAAGGAGAGGAGGAUAAAGAAGAGGAGGAUGGUGUGGACACUCCGGACAACGAUGGCGAGUCUCUCGCUCGACUAGAGAAUGCAUACGCCACGCCCGCCGUCAUCCAGCCACCGCCCGGUGCUCCAAAGCGUCAUCUACGCCCUGUGACUCCGACUCCCGUGCCCACGGUCAAGCACACCGCGGCGAAGAUCCUCCGCGAGCGUCCUACCGCCGCACCCAAGAUGCCAAAGAUGAAGCUGGAGCCCGAGACGCCUCUCCGCCGCCUUAAGAAAUCGAAGUUCGCUCAAACCCCUCGCGUGUCCAUCACCGAGGAAGCCGACGAGAUAACGGUGUUGGCCACUCGGUCGCGCGAGCUGCGUAAGAAAUGCGCGGCGCUCAAGGAGACCAUCGCCGAGAGGGAGACCAAGGCGGCGCAGCUCAAGGUGGAGGUAAGGGCGAUGCAGAAGGAGUUGAUGCUGUUGUCUUAA
Zymoseptoria tritici IPO323 is the source of this 783-nucleotide messenger RNA. RefSeq lists its product as uncharacterized. The coding region runs from base 1 to 783 and encodes 260 amino acids. The transcript is spliced from 2 exons. The record is from RefSeq and is a predicted model, not a curated record. Lineage: Eukaryota; Fungi; Ascomycota; Dothideomycetes; Mycosphaerellales; Mycosphaerellaceae.